Mytilus californianus (California mussel) is the source of this 526-nucleotide messenger RNA. RefSeq names its product guanine nucleotide exchange factor MSS4-like. Gene Ontology annotation, cellular component: cytosol; membrane. Lineage: Eukaryota; Metazoa; Mollusca; Bivalvia; Mytilida; Mytilidae. Gene Ontology annotation, biological process: small GTPase-mediated signal transduction; post-Golgi vesicle-mediated transport. The record is from RefSeq and is a predicted model, not a curated record. The transcript has 2 exons. Bases 34 to 414 code for a protein of 126 amino acids. Gene Ontology annotation, molecular function: zinc ion binding; guanyl-nucleotide exchange factor activity.
ACAUACAACCAAUGUUUUCUGCCUUUUGAUAACAUGGCAGAAUGUGACACGAAAAACGAUCCAUUGGAGCCAAACGACUUCAGCGAAGAUGGGAAGAAUCGGACUAAAGUGUUUUGUGAAAGAUGCUCAUCUUUAGUUCUUUUACCAAAGAGUGCAAUUUUCUGCAAAUCUGAGUUCUUUAUGCCACACAUGAAGAAGAAGAAGGAAGGAAUAGACUCGAAUGGAGAGAAGUUAUCAGAAUUCUGGAAGGUUGGAGACAUGUUUACAUUUGAAAAUGUUGGUUUCUGUAAUACAGUAGACAAUAUUAAAUAUUUAGUUUGUGCCGAUUGUGAAGUUGGACCAAUAGGAUGGCAUGAUAUCAGUGACAAAACAGCGUACUACAUAGCUCUAGAUAGAGUAGUACACAAAGAUUAGAAACCUGUGUAAUUUGUUAUAUUUUUAACUCUUUUUUAUUUUUAUGUCAUUGUACAUGUGCAAUUUGUUUACCUUUAAAAAAAUAUCAUUCCUAAUAAAACGUUAUAUCUUU